Ceutorhynchus assimilis (cabbage seed weevil) is the source of this 324-nucleotide messenger RNA. NCBI's taxonomy places the organism in Eukaryota, Metazoa, Arthropoda, Insecta, Coleoptera, Curculionidae. The record is from the annotation of a GenBank genome assembly.
AUGAGUAAUUAUUAUUAUCUUGACAUAAAAUUAAUUUUGGCAAAUCCCGAAGAAGUAACGCCAGCCUUUUACAAAAAGAACAUUCUGGAAGCUGUCAAACAACUGUUCGGUGAAACUGGAGCUUCGAUUCCCAUUGAUAUUUUAAAGUUUAAUUCAGAAACCUUGGAAGCCAUUCUCAGAGUUCCCAAAUCACAUUACAUUAAAAUCCGAAGUAGUCUUGUACUCUCUGGCAAAUACGAAGGAAUACGGUGUAUUUAUUCAAUUCAAAAAAGUACCCCUUUAUUGUUAGCCUUGCAAGGAGACAGCAGAAACUAUAAUCAUUAG